UUUAGUUUUAUUACUUUUCGAGGGCGAGCGGAGCGAACGAGACUAGUAGGGCAGGCCCAGCUCUGACGUUGUCGAACAGUCCACAUCCGCCGGCGAAAUUUCUCUGUCGCGUUCGGCGCAGCGUACCGUUCAUUUAGAGUUUCCGCACGCGACGGUAAGGCCGAGAUGCGUCCUAUCGGUCUCGCUAACCUUCUCGCUUCCAAGAGCGUAGCGAAAACUCGGACGGCGAAACUCGCUUCGCGACUCAAGUCCAACUUUCACCAACCGUUGUCCGGGAAUGACUGCCCACGUCCAGGAGGCAUCGCCACCUUCAUGCGUCUCCCGUUCGCGACAACCGCGCACGGCCUCGACGCCGCCGUGUACGGCAUUCCUUUCGACUGUGGCACUUCGUACCGAAGUGGAGCCCGCUUCGGUCCCCGCCAAGUGCGCUGCGAGUCGUCGCUGAUCAGAGCCUACAACAUGGCCACUAGAGCGGCCCCGUUCGACUCUCUCCAGAUCGCCGACAUCGGCGACGUCCCGGUGACCAUGUACGACAUGCAGCGGGCCAUGGCGGACAUUGAGGCUUUUGUCCGGAAUGUGCUGAGUCAUGGUUGCGUCCCUCUGGGCAUUGGAGGAGAUCACACGGUUACCUUCCCCAUCCUCAAGGCUGUCAAGGAGAAGCACGGCCCCGUCGGUCUGUUGCACCUGGACGCCCACGCGGACGUGAACCCGAGUAUGAUGGGCUGCAAGACAGCACACGGAACCACCUUCUUUCGGGCCGUCGAAGACGGACUCUUGGACACGCGCCGGGUCGUCCAGAUCGGACUACGGGGCACCGUCUACGGCCCCAACGAGGAGCGCUGGAGUGUGCAGCACGGGUUCAGCAUCAUUCAGGCCCACGAAGUCUGGCACAAAUCCAUGGUGCCCGUCAUGGCGGAAAAAGUGCUUCCUCUCCUCAAGGACGGCCCCGUUUACCUGACGCUGGAUAUCGACUGCCUGGACCCGGCUUACGCUCCCGGCACGGGGACUCCAGAAAUCGGAGGUUUAACGAUGAUCCAAGUACUCGAGAUCAUUCGAGCAUGCAGGGGCCUGAACAUCGUUGGCGCAGACUUGGUAGAGGUGUCUCCCCCUUACGACCUGAGCGGAAAUACGGCACUGGCAGCGGCCAACUUGCUCUUUGAAAUGCUGUGUGUUCUACCGAGGGUCAAGUUGCUGGACUAAAUGUCGGCGUAGUCGCGAGGUGCACUGUUCCCCACCGACGAGGUGAUUGCUCCACGAGACGCUAUGCACGACCGCUGGCAUUCGUGGGUCUCUCCGAUAAACACGGAUUUGGCGUAAACAGGUCGGCUUGCGCUAGAAACAGAAUCAAGAACAGAUGUUUAAGACAGGUUCACUCAAAGCGUUCGAGAGUAGCGAGUGAUAACCUUGCGCGCGCGGCAGCAUUAAUUUGUCACUGCUUUUCUUUAUGAGGCACCCAAUUAAGACUACUUAUUUCGUUUAGAGCUGGGGUCGCCAUGGGCGUACCAACCGGGGGGGCAUUUGCCCCCUUAGUUCUCAAAGGGGGGGCAAGGCAUGUGUUUGCCCCCCCCCCCCUCCCCGAAACAGCCGCCACUGGGCAGGGCAAACACUGGCCGGCGAGGCCCACGGAAUACCAAGGGCACCGCCCCCCGGCCCUGGGGUGGGGGGAGGGGGGUUUUGUUUGCACCCCCCCCCCCCCCCCUCAAAAACAGGUUGGUACGCCACUGGAGGUCUCCAAACUUUUUGGCUAAGGGUCCAGAUGGGAUGUCUGUCACUGUCUCGAGGGCCAGAAAAUAAAUAAAUAAAAAUUAGGAAAAAGUAAAUAAAUAUUCCUGUAGAUAAGCAUUUAUAUGCAAAUUAAAGAAGAACAUAUGGUAGACGAAUACAUCUAAUCUAUUUAUAAAUCCAGUAUUUAGCUUAUUAUAACAAUUGCACAAUAAAUUGGGACCCAGAAAACUCACCAGGCCUAAAUCAAAGAGCAUAGGAAGUUUGGCAUGGUCCAGCAGAAGACCGAGCACAAUAUACACGGGAACGCAAAGAAAUUUUGAGAUACACAGUUACGCAGAUGUGGAACACGGGACUAAGAACGGUGACGCUGGUGUUGACAAUCUCCAAUGAAUAAUAUGACGAAAAAACGCACCUUACAAUUGGAUUUUUUUUUUUUUCUUUUUUUUUUCGUUUACGCGGUUUGUCCGCGCUGCUGAAGCGGGCCGCGGGCAGGGCUUAAUCGGAAAAACCGCGGUCAGCCGGUUCUAGACCUGUUGAUGGGGUGCGUUCAGCUUUGCUUUCUUCAUCUUCUACCGAAAUAAAUAUUGAUUUAAAAU
This is a messenger RNA of Ixodes scapularis (black-legged tick), 2321 nucleotides long. RefSeq names its product guanidinobutyrase. Gene Ontology annotation, molecular function: metal ion binding; agmatinase activity. NCBI's taxonomy places the organism in Eukaryota, Metazoa, Arthropoda, Arachnida, Ixodida, Ixodidae. The record is from RefSeq and is a predicted model, not a curated record. The transcript has 7 exons. Bases 166 to 1200 code for a protein of 344 amino acids.